Aspergillus wentii DTO 134E9 is the source of this 750-nucleotide messenger RNA. Its product is annotated as putative nucleolin protein Nsr1. The transcript has 2 exons. The record is from RefSeq and is a predicted model, not a curated record. Lineage: Eukaryota; Fungi; Ascomycota; Eurotiomycetes; Eurotiales; Aspergillaceae. The annotation marks the transcript as partial. Gene Ontology annotation, molecular function: RNA binding.
CUUUUCGUUGGCAACCUUUCCUGGAACGUUGACGAGGAGUGGCUCCGCAGCGAGUUCGAGAGCUUCGGUGAAUUGGCUGGUGCUCGCAUUGUGACUGAGCGUGACUCUGGUCGCUCUCGUGGAUUCGGCUACGUCGAGUUCACCAACAGCGCCGAUGCUGCCAAGGCCUACGCCGAGAAGAAGGACACUGAGCUCGAUGGCCGCAAGAUCAACCUUGAUUACGCCAGCGGUCGCCCAUCCAACAACGCUGCUGGUGGCCAGGACCGCGCCCAGGCUCGUGCCCGUUCUUUCGGUGACCAGGCCAGCCCUGAGAGUGACACUUUGUUCGUCGGCAACAUCCCCUUCAGCGCCAACGAGGACUCUCUGUCCGAGGUCUUCGGUGAGAAGGGUAGCAUCUUGGGCAUCCGUCUGCCUACCGACCCCGAGUCGGGCCGCCCCAAGGGUUUCGGAUACGUGCAGUUCUCGUCUGUUGAUGAGGCCCGCCAGGCCUACAACGACCUGAACGGCGUCGACAUUGACGGUCGCGCUGUCCGCCUGGACUUCAGCACUCCUCGCCAGAACAACGGCGGCGGUGGUGGUGGCUUCGGCGGUCGUGGUGGUGGCCGUGGUGGUCGCGGAGGUGGUGACCGUGGACGCGGUGGUGGCCGUGGCCGUGGCGGCUUUGGCGGACGCGGCGGCGGUGCCGGAGGCCCUCCCAACCGUGCUCGUGGUGGAAUCCCCGAGUACAAGGGCACCAAGAUCUCCUUCUAA